Molecule: messenger RNA, 192 nt
Organism: Cladophialophora psammophila CBS 110553
Lineage: Eukaryota; Fungi; Ascomycota; Eurotiomycetes; Chaetothyriales; Herpotrichiellaceae
Exons: 1
Coding region: 1-192 (63 amino acids)
Source: RefSeq, a predicted model, not a curated record
AUGGACACCGUCUUCCAGCGCCUCUUGAGGUUCAUAGACCAGGACGGCAACACACGGUAUGGCGAGGCAGGCUCGAUCACAGACCCGGCCGAACUCGUCGGCGCAUGUAUUCAAAUCUUCGAGGGGAGCGAACCGUGGGAUUCGGGUUUUCGAGCAAGUAGCACGCACAAGGUGGUCAAGGAGGUAAAGUAA